GCACAAGAGCGUAAAAUGUUGAGUAAGAAGGGGAGGAGAGAACAGGGGAGGAGAGGGGUUGAGAUUGUUUAGGAAGGGUGAGUGGUUAUUUGUCUGUCUUGUUCUGCCCUCCCUUGCUCUCUCUCUUUCAGGGUUUUCUCUUUACACUUUCUCUUUACAAACUGAACGGGAAAGAGACUGUUUAAAAAAUAUUGGCUACUUCUGGAGAACUGACCAAAGAAAUUGAUGAUUUAUGAAUUGAGGACUUUAUGAAUGCAGGCUUGAAAAACCACCAUUUUUUGAAAGAUUGUUUGUAAACAGUUUUGAGAGAUUAUUUGUUUGCACUUUUCUGGACAAGACAUUUCACCUCCAUUCUUUCUAAACCACAGCAGUUGUCUCCAUUCCUGUUGGACUGUGGUAUAUUCUGGCGCUCUGCCCCUAUCUGGAUAACCUGAUUUCAUUGGAUUAUUCUUUGGAUACUGAGGAACACUGGUGAAGAUAUAUUGGAUAAAGUGUGCUCUUUUCAACUCAAGCUGUCAACCAUAAAGAUACAAUGACAACAUUUACUAAGCCGUCCAUGCCAGACAUGACAGCCAUCUAGACCACUCCCUCAUUCAACUGUCACAGAUAGGGCUGCCAGACAGAAACCGUCAGGCUGCACUGAACAGAUCCCCCUCGGACUAACACACCACAACCAGGAAUCCCUCCUCAGGACAAUGGCCACGGCAGGGAACGGGCUAGGAUCUGACCGGAGCCUGAAAUCCACUUCCCAGCCGCCCAGUGCCUCUGACCGGCGGCAGGUGGACAAGGCCCUGAAGAGGCUGGAGAAGCUGCAUCGGCUAUGUACCAACCCCAGGCUGGGCCUGAGGAACAGCCCCCCGUACCUCCCCGAGGUGGUCUCAGAGACAGCCACGCUGCUCACCCAGGUGUGGGAGCCGUACAGGGGGCCUGCAGCUGGGGUGCAGGCCCCCCGGGGCGAUGAGGGGGAGUACCUGAGGAUCCAUGCAAGACACCUGCUAGAUAAGACUAACCGGGCCGUGCUGCUGUUUAAAGAGGGGCGCGAUAAGAUGUUCGAGGAGAUGUCCAGCUACAGGAGAAACUUGACCAAGCUGUCCCUGCUCUUCAGUCACAUGCUCUGGGAGCUGAGGGCCAUGUUUCCCGAGGGGCGCUUUGAAGGCCACACCUACAGGCUGACUAAGACAGAGGCCGGAGAGUUCUGGAGGCGAGCAUUUGGAAACAAGUGUAUUGUGCAGUGGAGCAGUUUUAAGCAGCAUCUCCGUAGGGUCCAUGGCUUUGAAGAGGGGAUGGAGUCCAUGGCUCUAAAGUCAACUGUAGAUCUCACCUGUAACGACCACAUCUCAGUGUUUGAGUUUGACAUCUUCACCAGGCUAUUCCAGCCAUGGAGGUCUCUUCUGAGGAACUGGAACCAGUUGGCAGUGACCCACCCCGGCUACAUGGCCUUCCUCACCUACGACCAGGUCAAAGCCCGCCUCCAAAACUACCUGCACCGGCCCGGGAGCUAUAUCUUCCGUCUGAGCUGCACUCAGAUGGGCCAGUGGGCCAUUGGUCAUGUGACAGGUGAUGGCGGCAUCGUACAGACGAUCCCCCAGAAUACACCUCUCUACCAGGCCCUCAUCCAGGGCUUCAGGGAGGGCUGCUAUCUUUACCCUGACGGACGUGAUGUGAACCCAGACCUCACCAGUCUGUGUGAACCAGCACAGAGAAGCAGGGUCAAAGUCACAGAGGACGAGUAUGAGAUGUACUGUGAGAUGGGUAGUACCUUCCAGCUGUGUAAGAUCUGUACAGAGAGAGACAAGGACACACGCAUCCAGCCCUGCGGACACCUGCUGUGCCAACCCUGCCUCACAGGAUGGCAGAAGUCGGAUGGACACACCUGCCCAUACUGUCGCUGUGACAUCAGAGGGACAGAGUCAAUCCUGGUGGAGCCUUACCUGUCUGUCAGCGAGGAAGAGGAAGAUGAAGAUGACCUGGAGGAUGUACAGCUAGUCAUGAAAAAACUGGCCUAUAUGAAGAGGAUGUCGUCUGAAGAGUACCAGUUCCCCAGCUCUCGCCUGGCUCCACCCCUCCCUCCCAAACACAGCACCUUCUCCCACUGCCCUUCCCCACAAGCCCCCUUACGGCCCUCCGAUAUACUGGCCAAAUACUCCCACUCUAACUCGCGUUCUGCUCACAGUGACACCCCCUCAGAUAGAGCGCUCACACACCAUACUGCCAGCACUAACAGGUGGAGCAGCCUGGUUAGGGGCCUCAGAUUCAGUGAAACAGAAGAAGAGACAUAAAGAAAGGAGUGAACGGACGUCAGAGCUCGGGUACAGCCAGAGAGAGCGGGAGAGAACCAUGUCCUCCUGACUCUGGGAGAAAAGAUAAGCACAACAUCUCUGACUGACUCAAGAAUGGAUGGAUAAUAGGAAUAAGAAAGGUCCAUUUCCACUGUUCCUGAAAAACAGCCAUUGUUAAUCUCAUGUACCUUAUGUAUAUGUAUCUUAUGUAUGCCUUAAUAUGGAGGGAGAAUGCCCUGUUGAUCUACUAAUAAUGACAUCAAAGUGAAUGGAGAAGGACAGACUGAUGGAACAACUCACUGAUGCCCUCUGCUGUACAGCAAACAGAGUUAGCUGCUGCACAGUUCCAAUAACAGGUCAAAUUCUUUCAUUGCUUGAUGUGUGUAUGUAGGGCAUUGAAAAUAUGCUACCUCAUAAUUUACCCCAUACUUAAAACAUAUUGCAAACCUCGGCUUUAAUUCAUGACUGCAAAUUACAGCGUGGGGCAGAGUCCCUCAGAACUUUGUCCAGGAUGUAUGGCUAGUACGGUAUAUAGCCUACAUACUAUAGUUGUAUGUUAAUAUGAUCAAACAUGAAACCCAAAUAAAUAUUUUGC
Messenger RNA from Salvelinus namaycush (lake trout), 2874 nucleotides. Its product is annotated as E3 ubiquitin-protein ligase CBL-like. The coding region runs from base 696 to 2279 and encodes 527 amino acids. The record is from RefSeq and is a predicted model, not a curated record. NCBI's taxonomy places the organism in Eukaryota, Metazoa, Chordata, Actinopteri, Salmoniformes, Salmonidae. Gene Ontology annotation, biological process: cell surface receptor signaling pathway; negative regulation of epidermal growth factor-activated receptor activity. Gene Ontology annotation, molecular function: SH3 domain binding; ubiquitin protein ligase activity; receptor tyrosine kinase binding. Gene Ontology annotation, cellular component: plasma membrane; membrane raft. The transcript is spliced from 10 exons.